This is a messenger RNA of Olea europaea var. sylvestris, 1596 nucleotides long. RefSeq names its product serine/threonine-protein phosphatase PP1-like. Bases 255 to 1274 code for a protein of 339 amino acids. Gene Ontology annotation, molecular function: protein serine/threonine phosphatase activity. The transcript has 4 exons. The record is from RefSeq and is a predicted model, not a curated record. Gene Ontology annotation, cellular component: cytoplasm; nucleus. Lineage: Eukaryota; Viridiplantae; Streptophyta; Magnoliopsida; Lamiales; Oleaceae.
CCCGUAUCGUCACAGUAGACGAUAUUUACGCCGGCCCUUUCUCUCUCCUCUCAUAUUUUGAUAUUCUUUCCCUCUCAGUGCAGAUAAAAACGAAUGAUUCCCAAAAGGCCAUUUCAAAACCAAGCCAAAAAUUCACUUCAAACGCUCCAAGAAACACCCCAUUUCUUAUCCUCUUCCUCCUUUGCUGUCCCUGAAAUCAAUCUUGCUCGCAUAUUUGCACGUUGAAUAUCAGACUGUAACUAUUUUUAUCUUGUAUGAAAAAUUUACGGCAGAAACAAAAAGGAAACAAAAUGGAUUCGUUGCCUCUUGAUGACAUAAUCAACCGCUUGCUUGAGGUUAAAGGGAGGCCGGGGAAGCAAGUACAGCUCUCAGAGUCAGAGAUCAAGCAGCUUUGUUUGCAGUCCAAAGAAAUUUUCUUGCGACAGCCUAAUCUUCUUGAACUUGAUGCACCCAUCAAGAUCUGUGGGGAUAUUCAUGGUCAGUAUUCUGAUCUUCUAAGAAUUUUUGAAUAUGGUGGAUUACCUCCACAAUCAAAUUACUUAUUCUUGGGGGAUUAUGUGGAUCGAGGGAAGCAAAGUCUAGAAACCAUAUGUCUUCUGCUUGCCUAUAAGAUAAAGUAUCCUGAAAAUUUUUUCCUUCUAAGGGGCAACCAUGAAUGCGCAUCGGUAAAUCGUAUAUAUGGGUUUUAUGAUGAGUGCAAAAGAAGAUUUAAUGUUAGGGUUUGGAAAAUAUUCACAGAUUGUUUUAACUGCCUGCCUGUGGCAGCUCUUAUUGAUGAAAAGAUAUUGUGCAUGCAUGGAGGACUUUCUCCUGAUUUGCACGAUUUGGAUCAAAUAAGAACCCUACAACGUCCAACUGACGUUUCAGAAACUGGGUUACUUUGCGAUCUAUUGUGGUCAGAUCCUAGUAAAGAUGUCAAAGGAUGGGGAAUGAAUGAUAGGGGAGUGUCCUAUACAUUUGGUCCUGAUAAGGUGACGGAAUUUCUUCAGAAGCAUGAUCUUGAUCUAAUUUGCCGAGCCCACCAGGUAGUAGAGGAUGGAUAUGAGUUUUUUGCUGAUAGACAACUUGUCACCAUAUUUUCUGCCCCAAACUAUUGUGGAGAAUUUGACAAUGCUGGCGCCAUGAUGAGUGUGGAUGAGACUUUAAUGUGCUCUUUUCAAAUAUUAAAGCCUGCAGAAAAGAAGCCGAAGUUUGGAUUUGGCAGCACAACUACAGCUAAGCCAGGAACCCCUCAGACAAAAACAAAGUCAUUCUUUGGUGCGAAAAUAGGAUGAGUUCCAUUUGCUUAAGAGAUCUGAAACUGCUAUCUGGACUCUCUAGCAUUGAGGGUUUAAGGAUCACCUCAAAAUUUAGGAAAUCAUCUCACUAUGUGGGUAAAUUAGAGUUUGCAGGCACUAUGCUGAAAAAUGAAAUCUACAAGAUUUUCUUCCCGAGAGAAAAUUUUGAGGGGUGUAAUAAUUUUUUCCUUCUUGUAUAAUACCAAUCAAUGUAGUGGUAGUUGUGGAUUCUUUGCCAAUUGCAGAUUUGAUGACCGUGGAUUGGACGAAAAGAAAAUGCAAACCCUUGUGUUUUGUACAUCAUGAAGUGUUUUAUCUU